CCUUCACAGGGGGGGUCACAUUUUCUCAGAGCAGCCUCUUCUGUCGGGAACAGAAACAAGGAGAGUUGGAGGCUCCGCAACAUCGGCGAUGAUUUUCUUUCUGGAAUUAUAAUUUUUUUUUUUUUACGCCUCAAGAAGAAGUCGGAAUGUGAGAAAAGUUUGCGUCUCGGCUUUUUUUUGGUCUCCUUUUGUGCAUUUAAGGGAAUAUAUAUUUAAGUGUUGAGUGUUAGCUGUGGAUCCCCGAACAGAGAGCGUUUUUUUUGGGGUUGGGGGGGCCAGCAGCAGCAGCAGCAGCACCGGAGCGAGAGCAACGGGGACACAAGAACCUAUGUGAUCCGGUUUUUAAAAGAGAAUUCUUCAACAACAACAAAAAAUAAAAAUGAGACAGUUCAUCCAUGGAAACGUUUAGUUCUUAAAGACAGCUUGGGUUGGGGGGGGCUUAACCUCAACAUAUGAGCUUUCAUAUCGAGCCUGUGAGUUAUUUGAAUUGUCAGAGAAAGCAGAGCGGAGUUUUUUCACGACAACAACAGCAACAGCAGCGUCUGCGAUCCGGCUCAACAUGAACCUGAUCGGGGGCUACCAGCACCACCACCCGCACCCCCACCACCACCUGAUGCACGAGCCCUUCCCGUUCGUGCAGCGGUGUCACCAGGACGCGCCGUACUUCCAGAGCUGGGUGCUGAACCACGGCGAGCCGCAGCCUCCGCCGCAGUCCGGGUUGGACUUCCCGCUGCAGGCGCAGUACGCGGCCGGGGAGCACGGUGGUGGUGGGGCCGCGGGGCCCGGGGCCGCGGCGCUGCACGACGCCCGGCUGGAGGCGCUCCAGGGCGGGGCCGGGAAGCGGAGGACGUCGGGGCCGAAGAAGGAGCGCCGCCGGACGGAGAGCAUCAACACGGCGUUCGCGGAGCUGCGGGAGUGCAUCCCCAACGUGCCCGCGGACACCAAGCUGUCCAAGAUUAAAACGCUGCGCCUCGCGACCAGCUACAUCGCCUACCUGAUGGACGUGCUGGACAAGGACUCCGGCGAGGCCGAGGGCUUCAAGGCCGAGAUUAAGAAAUAUGAAAACCGGGACCUGAAAAGGAAACGGGAGCCGACUGACGGACUGCACGAGUCUCUGGAAGCCGGCAAGAAGGCGAAGGGUCGGACCGGUUGGCCGCAGCAGGUCUGGGCUCUGGAGCUCAACCAGUGACCCUAACCCUAACAAAAACCCUCCUCCGAGACCCUGACCCAAAAGAAAAGACUCCUCCCAGACCCUGACCCUCCUCCCGGACCCUGACCCUCCUCCCAGACCCUAACUCUAACAAAAACCCUCCUCCCAGACCCUGACCCUUUUCCCAGACCCUAACCCUAACAAAACCCCUCCUGCCGGACCUGAACCCUAACAAAACCCCUCCUCCCGGACCUGAACCCUAACAAAAACCUUCCUCCCGGGCGCUUACCCUAAAGAAAAGCCUCCUCCAAGACCCUGACCCUCUUCCCAGAUCCUAACCCUAACAAAAACCCUCCUCCGAGACCCUGACCCUUUUCCCAGAACCUAACCCUAACAAAAACCCUCCUCCCGGACCUGAACGCUAACAAAAACCCUCCUCCAAGACUCUGACCUCUCUUACCAGACCCUAACCCUAACAAAAACCCUCCUCCCGGACCCUGACCCUUUUCCCAGACCCUAACCCUAAAAAAAAGCCUCCUCCCGGACCCUAAUCCGGAAGAAAAGCCUCCUCCCGGACCCUAACCCUAAAGAAAACCCUCCUCUCAGACUCUGGAUUCAAAUCAGAUUGAAAACAAACCACUGACUGACUGAACCAAAACACGGAGAGAGAGAGAGAGAGAGAGAGAGAGAGAGAGCGAGAGAGAGCGAGAGAGAGAGCGAGAGAGAGAAUGAAAGGACCACAUGACGGAGACGGUGCGGUCUCUGAGUGACUGUAGGUGUUUGAUAUUUGUGGUAUUUCUGCUUUUUGAUGUUUUGAUGUUCCAGCCCCCUCCGUACUGUAGACCAGAUGUUGCCACAUGUGUCCGAAAACAACAUCUGUCUCCCCUAAAAAAUGUGUUUUUAUCUGGCGUCGAGUGGCGGUGGAGCAGAAAAUGAAUACAUUACAACACAUGUCAAGUGGAGUAAAUGUCGUGGAACGCUAGGCCUACUAAAAGUGCAAACAUUAAGUUGUUUUUGACUUUUUUCAUUAUAUUUUUUUUCAGAGCUGCAAAGAUUAAUUGAUGAGUUGUUUAUUAAAUUAAUCGGUUUGAGUAAUUUUUUAUGAAAAGUAAAAGUUUUCUGAAAAAUUUUCUGAUUCCAGCUUCUUAAAUGUGAACAUUUUCUAGUUCCUUGGCAGUAAUCUCACCAAAAUGCAGAGUCCCGCUUCAAUGUUUAAUUUAAAGGUGCAGUAGGUAGGAUUGUGAAGAUCCAGGACUUCGCCAAAAAAUUUGAACAUCUAAAACUUCUCAGUCCCUCGCCCCCUUUCUGCUAAAGCUCAAAACGGUCUCCUAAGCCCCUCCCCCCACAAGGGAGAAUGAAUGCGUGUGCAUGAGCAGUGAUUGGCACGCAGUUAGUUAGACUCAACGUUCCUAUACUUCAAAUACAAAAAAAGAUAAGAAAAGAAAAACUAUCUUUUUAAUGUCAUGUCAUGUAAAUGAAAUGAAAAUGAAUGUAGAAAUAAUUUCUGUCCCAGAGGAAACACAUUUUUGAGGGGAAAGUUUUAUUUUUAUUUGCUCACUGUUUCAUCCCGCAGUCAUAAUAUUUUAAAUAACAUUAAUCCAUCAUUCCCAGUCAGAUCGCUCGGUUACGUUGUAACCUUGGUUCUCUGAGAGAUAUUCUUCUUACGAUAGAGAACUGUCACAAAGAAAGAAACUCAGACUGUAAACUAUAUAACUGCCGGCUGUUGUUGAUGUUUCUUGUAGAGAAUUAUUGAAUUUACUGAAUCUACCUCAAAAAUUAAAGUCACUGUCUGUUCUGAGAGUUUCCGACAUGUUAAAAAAACACUAAAACUAAAAAGGGAUAAAAGCUUUAUUUCUGUGCGAAAUGUUGAUGGAAAUGUACAUUGAUUGUGAAGUUAUAUAUAGUUACGUAAAUAAAUGAAUUAUUUUAAGUCA
Messenger RNA from Perca fluviatilis (European perch), 3084 nucleotides. Its product is annotated as heart- and neural crest derivatives-expressed protein 1-like. The transcript has 2 exons. Gene Ontology annotation, molecular function: protein dimerization activity; DNA-binding transcription factor activity, RNA polymerase II-specific; RNA polymerase II transcription regulatory region sequence-specific DNA binding. The coding region runs from base 560 to 1189 and encodes 209 amino acids. Gene Ontology annotation, biological process: heart development; regulation of transcription by RNA polymerase II. The record is from RefSeq and is a predicted model, not a curated record. NCBI's taxonomy places the organism in Eukaryota, Metazoa, Chordata, Actinopteri, Perciformes, Percidae.